GUGGCACACUUGAGCCUGGGACGGAAGUCAAGGGUCCUUUGUACGCUGCUGCACUUUUGAAGCUUUGCUUAGACUUUUCCCUGAGCUGCUGGCUAUGCAUUAGAAAUUCCUAGGGAGCUUUGCAAAACAAAGGGCUGAGUCCCUCUCUGGAAGAGUCUGAGUGAGUAGCCCUGGGUGGGGCAGACGUCCUUGUUUAACAGGCUGCACAGGCAGUUCCAAUGGGCAGCCAAAGUUGAGAACCGCCGCUCCUUAGGGGCAGCUAUGAGCAGCGGCGGGACAGUCAGAGCCGGUAGAGGGCACUUUUUGCCGCCCCUCCUGCCACCUGGUGAUUCAUAGCAUGAAAUGAAAGUAACAAAAGGAAAGAGAAGAGGAGGAAGGAGCCUUGAUUGGGAGCGGGGCGCGAAAUGCCCCAUCCUAACCCUUGUAGCAAACCACAGCUAAACAUAAGCAGUGGCGCCUUCUCACCAACACAACCCAGUCAUGGCAGCCUCCAGCAUCAGUUCACCAUGGGGAAAGCAUCUGUUCAAAGCCAUCCUGAUGGUCCUAGUGGCCCUCAUCCUCCUCCACUCAGCAUUGGCCCAGUCCCAUCGAGACUUUGCACCACCAGGCCAACAGAAGAGAGAGGCCCCAGUUGAUGUCUUGACCCAGAUAGGUCGAUCUGUGCGAGGGACACUGGAUGCCUGGAUUGGGCCAGAGACCAUGCACCUGGUGUCAGAGUCUUCGUCCCAAGUGUUGUGGGCCAUCUCAUCAGCCAUUUCUGUGGCCUUCUUUGCUCUGUCUGGGAUCACCGCACAGCUGCUGAAUGCCUUGGGGCUAGCUGGUGAUUACCUCGCCCAGGGCCUGAAGCUCAGCCCUGGCCAGGUCCAGACCUUCCUGCUGUGGGGAGCAGGGGCCCUGGUCGUCUACUGGCUGCUGUCUCUGCUCCUCGGCUUGGUCUUGGCCUUGCUGGGGCGGAUCCUGUGGGGCCUAAAGCUUGUCAUCUUCCUGGCCGGCUUUGUGGCCCUGAUGAGGUCGGUGCCUGACCCUUCCACCCGGGCCCUGCUACUCCUGGCCUUGCUGAUCCUCUACGCCCUGCUGAGCCGGCUCACUGGCUCCCGAGCCUCUGGGGCCCAACUCGAGGCGAAGGUGCGAGGGCUGGAACGCCAGGUGGAGGAGCUGCGCUGGCGCCAGAGGCGAGCGGCCAAGGGGGCCCGCAGUGUGGAGGAGGAGUGAGCCAGAUUCCCCACACACCGCCAGUGUCAUACCAAAGAGCUGAGCUGCUUCGGGGCCAUGCAGCCCUCCUGCCAGCCCCCUACCCUUUUCUUGCCCUGCCUCUGAACCUUCAGAACCUUGACCCCUGCCCCAGCCCCACUAGCCAGGAGAAACAGAGAAAGGCCAUUCCCCCUGCCAGUCCUUGCGGCCCUGUCUUCUGAGGUUCUCUGUCUGGGGUUGGCUCUCUUAACCCUUUCUCUGCUCCCAGCCUGCCUCACCAGGGAAGGUUGGAGGGGCCUCCCUCUGGCUUCUGCAUCUGCGCCAGCAAACAUAUCACUGCCAUUGGUCUCUCAUGACUUAACUGGCUUCCCUCUGCUGCUGCCUUGGCUUCCUCCUAAUGCUCGUGCUCUCCUGUCCUUCUGAAGUUGCUCCUUGGCCAAAUCUCCAGCUCCCUUCUUGUUUUCCUCAUCCUCCUACCCUGUACUCCCACCAAACCAUGGUCCUUUAAGGCACGCUCCUGUCCUCUUCAUUGCCCAGCAGUGGGGAGGGGCAGGGGUAAUGGGACCUGAGGAUAAAGGGUGAGGAAACGGGGUCCCCUGAGGCCUGUGGGGGCUGGAGGGGAGGAGGAUGUACCUUGUGUCUCUUUCAAGUGCCUUAAUCCGAGCCAGCAGGGCCCUCUGCUUGCCCGUUGCCAUACUGUAUGUAGGAAAGUGCUCUGUGGCUGCUUUGUGUCAAGAAAAGAGCAGUCACUCUCAGAAUCUUGAUUCCCCAUCAGCCAAAGCAAAAGAUGGCUGCUGCUUUGUAGGCAUGUGCCUGCAAGUGAGGCCUUGCUGGGCAUUAUAUGCCCUGUGGGGGUUUCAGAGACCCUGAAGGAGGAAGGAGGACCCACCUCCUUGUCUGCACAACUGCAUGCACUUCUCUCCCCAUCGCUCCACAACCUGAAGCCGAGAAGGAGUUGCUGACAAGCACCCACCCUGGCAGCCCAGGAGGAACACAGGCAGCUCCUUUCCCUUCAUGUGGUCUGCAGAGAGCAGGGUGAGCUGCCAGCUGCCCCUCUCCACCAGGGUGCCCUGUCUUGGUGGUUACGGGCCACUUUUCCUUGGAGGCUUUGGUGGAGGUGGAUGUCCUUCUCUGCCAGGCCUGGCACAUGAUGUGAAAAAUAAAUGCCCAAUUCUUACUGUUCAGGUUUGAUGUGGAAUCAGAGCUGCAGUGAUACAUAUUUUUUAUCAGUGCUUGGUUGGUUUAAAAUAAAGUGCACGCUAUUUUAUUAUCUUGUUCUGAAUAAAAUGUAUUUACUCCAA
This is a messenger RNA of Symphalangus syndactylus (siamang), 2492 nucleotides long. It is a transcript of the gene TMEM109, whose product is annotated as transmembrane protein 109. Gene Ontology annotation, biological process: intrinsic apoptotic signaling pathway in response to DNA damage by p53 class mediator; cellular response to gamma radiation. Lineage: Eukaryota; Metazoa; Chordata; Mammalia; Primates; Hylobatidae. The record is from RefSeq and is a predicted model, not a curated record.